UGUUGCGGAUUGUCAAAAAAAAGAAAAUGUUUUUACGUUCUUGAACUGUGCAAAUUUCAUUUUUUUUUUAUACAUAAAAUAAACUUUGUAUCAAAAGUAAUUGAAUUUAAUUUAAUUUAUUUAGAAUCUUAAUUUUAUAUUAGCUAUUGAAAUGCGAAAUACAAUUUAUAUGCUUAAUGAAUUUAAUAAAGAAAUUUUAAAUAGAGUUUUCUGCCGUUUUAUGUUUAAAAAGUAAUGAAAUCCUCGUGCAAAAAAAACCAAAGCUUAUAUUAAUUUUAGUGAGAGUGCGUUUAUUUAAAAUAUAAUGUUAGAAAUCAGCUAAACUUUAAUAAUAUAUAUUAAAUUAUAAUGCAGUAGGAAUAUUUUAAUGAAAUGACUAAAGACCAUAAAAGGGAAAAACAAGCUCUACCUGAAGUUGUUUCACAGUGGUAUUAUAAACAUGGAUUAUUUUUGUCAAGUUAUCCAACUUGUUCAAUUGGUAUUGCAGUAAUAAUAUUUUUAAUUUCAUGUUAUCCUCUUUUGAAUAUACCAUUGCCAGGAACUAUACCUACAAAAUUAGUUUAUACUUUUGAAUCAAAUCAAAAUCCUUUUGAUGAUAAAAUUCGUAAUUUUUCUUUGGUAAAGGAUAUAUUUAACGUUAAUACAAGUUUUGAUCCCCCAUUUCAAUGGGCCCAGAAUAAACCAGCUUUAUACGUUCAACAAAUUUUACUACGUACUGGUGUACAUCCGUGGCUCAAAGAAAUGUAUAUCUUAGAUGCAUUUCGAUCUCCGCUUUAUGAAGUCUUUAAACUACUUGAAAUUGUACGGAAUCAUGAAAGUUCUACUAACUUGGACAAUAUUUGUCUUCAUGUUGAUAAUGUAAAACGAAUGAAAAGUUCAUUGUUUCCUGAAUAUAAUUGUUUAGUUUUGUCACCAGCAAAUUUUUGGAAUCAAGAUAUUCAUAAUUUUUCAAAAGAUGGGAAUAUUUUAAAUUCAAUUUUUCAACAUCAUAGUUAUCAAAAGGGUAAAGUUUCUGUUGCCGAAAUGCUAUUGGGAAUACCAAUGCAAGACACUGGUUUAAAACGCUAUCCAGUACGUUCUAGAUCUCGCAUAAUUCAAUAUGCCAUUACUCUAGUUUUAAAACAAUAUGACAAAAAUUUUUUGAAAUCAUUGAAAAACAAAUUACAAAGUCAAUAUUCGUUAUAUCAAGACGACAGUGAAAUUAAAUCUAAAACAUCAUUAGAUAAUCCUAAUGAAGAAAUAGAAAAAACGACAGAGUCAACUUUAAAACGGCAACAACAGCAAACGCAACAAGAUAAAACUUCUAUAAUGUAUAUUUAUUAUCCAGGAGAAUUAAAAGUUGCUGAAUUUAUGCCAAUUUGCAUAGCAUUUAUAUUACUUUUUAUAUACGUAUAUUUUUCCGUUCGGAAAAUUGAUGUUAUAAAAUCAAGAUUCAUUUUAGCAACAUUUGCUGUAUUUACAGUACUUGGCAGUUUAAUGAUGUCCAUAGGUUUAUGUUUUUUUUUUGGUUUGACAAUCAGUCUGCAGUCUAUACAAUCGAAAGGAAUUUUCCCAUAUUUGGUUGUAUUAGUUGGACUGGAAAAUUGUUUAGUUUUAACAAAAAGUAUUGUUUCUACAGAUGAAACAUUUGAUAAUAAAAUUAGAGUUGCACAAGCACUAAGUAAAGAAGGCUGGCAUAUAUCAAAAACUCUUCUAACUGAAAUAACAAUUUUAACAGCUGGCUUAGCCACAUUUGUUCCAGUUAUACAAGAAUUUUGUGUAUUUGCUAUUGUUGGGCUAAUAUCAGAUUUUAUAUUGCAAAUGUUAUUUUUUUCAACUGGACUUGCGAUGAAUAUAAAACGAGUGGAAUAUCAAUAUGAGGCUAAAAAUUUACCAAAAAUAAUGAGUUACGAUCAUAAGCAAAGGGAAUUCAAGAAUUUCACUGGCUACAAUUAUUCACCAUUAAACUAUAACGUUGGUGGCGGUUUUCAUCGUUCCCACUCUUAUCCCAAAUUAAGUUUGAAUGAAAUUAAUAAAGCUAAAUCAGUUAGUGAAAACAAAACCAAUAAAAGAUUGAAUUCAAAUAAUUCCCAAGAACAAAAAAUACCAAAACGCCUCAGAAUUGUGAAUUUUUGGGCUAGAACAAGAUUUUUUCAACGGGCAUUUAUGGUUUGGAUGAGUAUAUGGAUAUUUUCUAUUGUAUAUAAUUCAGAAUUUUUGGAACAUUUUUUAGUAAUAGAUUUAAAUAAUAGCAGUUCUUUGGGAGAAGAUAUAUCAGUGAGAAAUUUUGAUUCUAAAUUCUCAGCAACACAAAAUCAAAAAACAAAACCAAAUGGUCUAUUUCAUGUAGAUGUACCUGGCACAAAUACGGAAAAUUCAUUUGGUAAAAUGAAUUCGUUUAGUGAGACUGAAGAAGAGAUCAGGGAACAAAAAAAAUUUAAAUAUCCAGAUUAUGAAAUUAAUUACUAUUUAUCGAAUUUCCAUUGGUCUGAAAUUUUGAUCCAAUAUAAUAUUUCAUUAGCCGAAACAUAUAUAGCUGUUUUACCAAGUAUAAAGCUUUCUAAAAUCAUAGCCCCAGAAUCAGCCAUUAUUAUGCGGAAUCCAAAAGACGUCGAAAUAAAAAAUUUUCAAUGGAAAACUUUGGCUGCUGCUCUCGAUCCAUUAGAUUUUAAUGAUGAGGGUAAAAAUAUAGCUAGAGAAAAACCAGUUUUAUCGAUUGGCACAACAAGUGGCACGCCAUUGUACCCAAAAAGUCCAAUGGAAAUAUUUAUUGUUGCUAUGUUAUGUUCCAUAAGUAUUUUUGUGCUAACAUAUACCAUGGUGGUUUUUUAUCGUUGUAUAUGCACACGAAAUUAUGCAGAAUGGAGAUCUAGUUGGAAUGAAACUGAACCCAUACCAAACGCAGAACAAAUUUUAGAGGGUGUUCCACUUCAUUUACCCGGUCAUACGCAUAAAAUCGAAUGUUUAGUUUCAGAUGGGCAAAACAUUAUAAGUUGUUGUUUAAAGGGACAAAUUAAAGUAUGGGACGUUGAAUGUGGUGAUCUUCUUUUAAAUAUUGAUCGCUCGAAAUAUCAAGAAAUUUUGAAUUCAGAAUCACAAAUGCGCAAUUUUAUAAACAAUACUACGAACAAUUGCGGAAGAAUCUCAAAAAAACGUUUUUCACCAAUUUGGUGUAUGGAUUAUUUAAACAAUAUAGUAGCGUUAGGCUGUGCUAAUGGAAGAAUUGAAUUUUGGGAAAUUCCUACUGGUAUUUUAAAGUGUGCUUAUGAAGAAGAAGACAAAGAAAAAAAAGGAAUAACGCAUAUAACACUCGUAGGUGACAGAGUCAUAGCAGCUAAACUAUCUGGACGAUUAGAUUUUUAUCGUUUAGAAACUUACUAUAAGGGUAAACAAAUAGAUUGGAGCUUCACUUCAGCUUAUAGAAGAACUCAUGUGAGAACCAGUUCGGCAGACAGUAUCGGUCUCGUAAAAAGAGGUGCAGGUAUUAAUAACUCUCAAUUCAUUGUGGACAAAAAAGAUGGACAAGAAGAAAUUAUUUGCACAUUAGAAGAAACUAAAUCGGCACAUCAACAACCUAUAACGUCAAUGGAAGUCGUGAACGGAAUGAUAUUUACAGGCAGUAAAGACCACACACUAAGGGUAUUUAAUAUGUAUGAUUCAAAUAUUGAAUUCACUUUACAUGGACAUUUUGGUCCAAUAACAUGCCUUUUUGUGGACAAAUGGCAACAUGGGAGCGGCGGUUCGGGCUCUCAAGAUGGACUUUUAUGCAUAUGGGAUUUAUAUACCGGAGCUUGCAUGUACAAUAUUCAGGCACAUGAUGGUUCUAUUAGCUCUCUAGCAUGUGCCCCCAGUUAUGUUAUAUCAUUAGGAAUCGAUGAACGUGUGUGUGUUUGGGAAAGGUUUCAAGGAAAUUUAUUAACAACCAUAAAUAUUUCAAAUGCAUAUUCCAAUCUUUGCAUGCUUACUCCAUCACUUUUAGUUACUAGUAAAUUAGGAUCCUUAAUUGUGUGGGAUGUUAGAAGUGGAGAACCAGCACGAGAAGUAAAACUGGGUAGUGAUUUCUCACAAAUCUGUCCAAAAAUUAUGAUUUUAGCAAAUAGUUCUAUAAUUUGUGAUUAUGGAAAUCAAAUUAGAAUAGUUAAAUUUCCUAUUGUGGCUGAUAAAAGUAAUUAGAUUUUAAUAAAAUUAAUUAAGGCAAAAAAAAAAAUUUUUUAAAUUAGAGGAAACAUUUUGCCAUGUAGAAAUUUUUAUUUCUUUAAUUUAAUAAACUGAAAUUGAAAUUCACUUAUACCUACA
Molecule: messenger RNA, 4275 nt
Organism: Condylostylus longicornis
Lineage: Eukaryota; Metazoa; Arthropoda; Insecta; Diptera; Dolichopodidae
Gene: SCAP
Product: sterol regulatory element-binding protein cleavage-activating protein
Exons: 9
Coding region: 373-4152 (1259 amino acids)
Biological process (GO): SREBP signaling pathway
Cellular component (GO): endoplasmic reticulum membrane; Golgi membrane
Molecular function (GO): sterol binding; protein binding
Source: RefSeq, a predicted model, not a curated record